AAAUGUCAAGUAACAGUGAAGUUGUUUGUGCUUGUUUUAACAUUGUACACUUCAAAGUAGAUGCUUCAAGAAAUAUUCAACAUAUUGAUAAAAAAGGUUAAACCGUUUUAGUGUGUAUCUCAAUGGGCAUUACCUAAAAUUGAGAAUCCUAUGUAAAAUGAAGUAGGAAAGGGAAUAUUUGAAUUCUACGUCCAAACGCCGUUGUCAGGUAAGUUGUGAUGCAAUAGAAUAUGCAACUUUUUUAAACAAAUGUUUGUCAGGUUUGGUUUGAAGAAAAUUAAAAGUCUGUUAGGAAAGGAAGACAGUCAUUUAGUGGAUUAUAGUAUGCACGGCUUCUACUGAGUAUGGUGCGGCUUACGUUUAAGGGGUUUAAUUGAGAAAGAGUUGCCAGUAAACAGCUUCUAUCCGGAUAUUAUUUAUAUGUUUACAUAGACAAUAGCGUUCUUCAUCAUCGUGCUUCAAGUUUAAUGUGUCUGAAUUAACAUCAUUCCGAGGAAAAGCACUUACUUCUGUGAGAAAAUUCAUUAUCCAUUAUGAUAAUGUUUAUUGAACACUUCACUCCUAUAAUAAUAAUAUUUUCGUGUAGAACAAACAUGGUUUUUUUCUAAGGCAGGGAGUCAAAAUUGUUUAAGCGGAGGUCAGAUCAACGAUGACUGCGUAUGUAUACAUAUAGUAAAUCACGAAGUUCUAUAGAGGAACAUCAACUUCAUUGAAUUUUUUUAGAGCAGAAGUAUCCAGACGAUUUCGCAUUUUAUAUCUGACUGAUUCUUCUUUUGAAAUCAACCACAAAGUUGCUAGUGCGAAGAAUGGAGACGAUAAAAAUUUGACGUCUAUCGCUGUCUCAUAACUGUAUGAUAUCAAUCUAAAAGGCUGACUCAUAUAUUCAUGUGCAUUUCUCUCUAAAUUACUGUAUUUCUUUUCUUUAGAGAGAGAGAGAUCACGUUGUCGCAAGCUGUCUUGAUUCAGCUGAAUUGAAAAUGACAGAAGAAGACCAGGGGAGUCAUUUUGAUGAUCUUGAAGAACAAGAUCCCAUCAAGGUGUCAGUAACUUUCAAGCCACAAGAGCAAGACGUCGAAGAUAGACAAGGCAACUUGAACCGGGCUUGCGAUAAGGACAAGCCUAUCUUACGGGACCCCCACACGAAUGGAGAUGAGUGUAAGCACUCCGAGGGUGAGGAACCUAGCCUGCCUGUCAACCCGCCUGUUACACCUAUUCCGUUGUAUCUGGACGCAGAUAAUGCUAAAAGCGAAAGGGAUACAACUGAAAAACAAGAAGUGUUGAAAGGGUGGAAGGGUUACAGUAACAACAUCUAUAUUCGGCCGAUCAUAGUUAACCACGCCUCCUGCGGAGACUGUCAGUGUCCAGCUAAUCAAAAAACACAGCGCAGACUCACAAGCGAGGAUCUACGAAAACAAAUGCGUCUCCGAGAGGCAAACAACUGGAUCAGGAAACACAACGAGAGAAUCCAGAGCACUGGAACGUUACGAUCAAAGACUCAUUCACAUGAACUACACAGACAACAGGAAGCAAAGCAGAUUCAUAACAAACCAAACAACGACGGCAAUACAAAAUAUAAACAAGAAAAGAAAAAAAUCCAUAAAGGAUUUGUUUGCAGGACAUGGGCUUCAAAUUUCCUGUCAAGUGAUGCUCAGAAGAGCGAGGAUGACGAGUUCACUCCGUUCUAUGUCCGAAGAUAUGUGGAUAAAUCAAAAUCGGCCCCUCCUGGUAAAGUGAGACGGAAUACUCCGCUUGUACAAAAACACAGAACAUCCUCAGAAGUUUUAUUAACCCAGAGGGAAGCGCAUGAUCUGUCGUCAGAAAAGUCUUCCCAGGUAUUGAGUGAUAUUGAAGUUCAACUGAAAGAGAAACUCUCCCACGAUGAGUCUUAUAACAGGAGAAAUAAUGAAAAGCCUAACUCUAACAUUUCCCACGCCCUAAUGUGCUCUUGUGGACAGAUUAUACAUCACGAUAACGACAAGCGCGUUCCUGGAGGAGGUUUUCAAGCCCCGAGGCCCGUUGGAGUUGAGAGAACGCAGAAUUCUAAAUUAAAGUUUUCUAUUGUUCUUCCAAUAAAGCAGUUUCCUCCUAUUAAUCCACUUGAGGAACUGAAGAAACCAAAUUUUCCAGCAAGGAAAAAGCUAGGGGUCUCACUAAAUCGCAGACCACACACAGUAGAUACAGCGCUUCUGUCGAGAGGAGUCAUUUUGGUAAAUGGCCAUCAUAAUUUACCAAAUUUUAUAGGUUCAGACAAAGCUUUUAAUAGACAGCGUGAUGGUCAAAUCACCUCUAAAUCUUCUUUUGAAAAUCUAAGCAGGGAGAAACAAUUAUUUGCUAGAGGUCGGCAGAAGCAUGAACAUGGGCAAGGCAAAAGAUUCGAUGAAUCUAUUGGGCCAUCCCAUCAAUGUGUCUUAAAUAAAGACCCAAACAAUCGAGAAAAAUGCGGUCGAAGGUGUUCUACGGGUGAUUCACGAAGAGCGCCGAGGUCUCUCGACGAAAAUGGGAACAGUUUAUAUCGGAACAGUGCGGAUAGUUUAAAAGGACAGCGGCGUUGCGUGAGAACACCGUUACACUCAUUCAAUAGCGAAGAUGACGUCCCCAAAACUGAGUCAAAUGAAACUGGUCUCGGGAGUGAAAUUGAAUAUUCUGUCGAUGGUUUGGCAAAACUGGAUGUUUAUCUUCAACCCAGAGACGUGUGUUUCAAUGAUAAUUAACAAACUCUUAUCUUAGCUUUUCCAAAACUUGUUUGUGCGCUAAUUAAACGUUUUUGAAUGCA
Molecule: messenger RNA, 2773 nt
Organism: Pocillopora damicornis (cauliflower coral)
Lineage: Eukaryota; Metazoa; Cnidaria; Anthozoa; Scleractinia; Pocilloporidae
Source: RefSeq, a predicted model, not a curated record